Messenger RNA from Guillardia theta CCMP2712, 615 nucleotides. RefSeq lists its product as hypothetical. The record is from RefSeq and is a predicted model, not a curated record. The transcript has 6 exons. NCBI's taxonomy places the organism in Eukaryota, Cryptophyceae, Pyrenomonadales, Geminigeraceae. Bases 1 to 615 code for a protein of 204 amino acids.
AUGAUCUCAGCCGUCAUCCAACCUCUGCACUUGUCCCUUGGGAUACAGCAGAUCAGAAUUUCUGCCCGUCGCACACCAUUGCUGUGCACGUAUGAUCAUCCCAUUCUCAUCAGCUCUUUGUUGCUGGCCUUUGAUGACUUCUGGAACAAACUUCAAGGUCCCAUUCCUGCCGUCAGCACAGAUGCUGAUCGGAGGAACCGCCAAGCCUCUCAAGUGCAUGCGGAGAAGAAGCGAGCAGUAGCAACCGCAGCCCUGCAUGCGAGCAGCAGCACCAGCCAACUGAAGCCGCUUGCUCCCGCCAGCACUACCGACCUCGCUAUGAUGACCACCAAGGGCUCAGCAGCUCCCAAGAGCGCCCCAGUCCCUCCCUCUCUAGAGCAUGAGCAGGCAGACAAGGCGAGGGCGGUGGAGAGAGUAGCAGAGGUUCGCAUGCAGGAGGAGGCUAAAGGGGUUUCCAAGGGCGACGAGGAGGCGACGAGGAGGACGAGGAGGAUGGACUUUGAGCGGGCGGCGUCGUCACGGGGAAUGCCAAAGGCUGACCAAGAGCUCAAGCUCAAGCUCAAGCUCAAGCUCAAGCAGCUCCAGCACCUGCGACUUCCACCCGGAGCACUUUGA